AACCAUAACGUGGUUAUUGGCCAAGCCCAUAAAAUCCUAAGGCCCAAUUCCAAAUAUUAAAGGGGUCACGUGGAAACCACGUGGACUAUGCAUCUCCCAAAACGCCAAAAAUUCCGCCAUUUCAUCCUCGCCAUUUUUUCCGUCACAACGUCAGUUAUUGGCCACGUCGAACAUUCGCCGUUCAACGAAUUUGCAGGAAUAGAUUCGCUAAUCAAUCAAAUUGGAAACACCUAUGACUCGAUUUUUCAAUACUACUGUUAAAAAGGUCGGAGGUUUCAGAGGUUAUGCUGUUAGUACGGAGAUUGGGAGUGGAUCUAAUGCUCAAACCCUAAAAAUUCAAGGGGUUAAAGAUAUUAUAGCUGUUGCAUCUGGCAAAGGUGGUGUGGGCAAGUCGACUACUGCGGUUAACUUGGCUGUUUCACUAGCCAAUAAGUGUCAACUUAAUGUCGGAUUGCUAGAUGCGGAUGUAUAUGGACCAUCAAUCCCUAUGAUGAUGAAGCUACAUGGGAAGCCUGAAGUAAGUAAAGGCAAUAAAAUGAUUCCAAUUGAAAACCAUGGAGUCAAGUGCAUAUCAAUGGGAUCUCUUGUUGAGAAAGAUGCUCCAAUCGUAUGGAGGGGUCCUAUGGUAAUGAAAGCUCUUGAACAAAUGACAAGAGGAGUUGAGUGGGGCCAGCUAGAUAUUCUUGUCGUUGAUAUGCCACCUGGCACUGGAGAUGCUCAAAUCUCUAUGUCACAGAGGCUGCAAUUAUCAGGAGCAUUGAUUGUAUCAACUCCUCAAGAUGUUGCAUUAAUGGAUGCUCGAAGAGGAGUCAAAAUGUUCUCCAAAGUCUCGGUUCCUAUAUUGGGGAUCAUAGAGAACAUGAGCUACUUCAAAUGUCCACACUGUAGCAAACCUUCUUACAUUUUUGGGAAAGGCGGAGCACGCAAAACGGCCGAAGAGAUGGGACUGGGAUUUGUUGGUGAAAUACCAUUGGAAGAGGAGAUCAGAAUUGGCUCCGACGAAGGUAUCCCGGUCGUUAUAUCUCAUCCGAAUUCGGCUGUUUCAGAAGCAUUUGGUGAUGUAGCUCACAAGAUUAUCAGUAGACUCCAUGAAUUAGCCGGUGAUCAACAUUUUAGACCAGAAAUAACCCUAUAAAAUCACCAUUAUAGUGACGAUCAAAAUCUCUGUGGAGUUCCUUUAUUUGUUACAUGAUUUUGGUUUUGUUCAGUGAGAAUGUAAACAAUUAGUGUUA
Molecule: messenger RNA, 1232 nt
Organism: Cynara cardunculus var. scolymus (artichoke)
Lineage: Eukaryota; Viridiplantae; Streptophyta; Magnoliopsida; Asterales; Asteraceae
Product: iron-sulfur protein NUBPL
Exons: 8
Coding region: 233-1135 (300 amino acids)
Biological process (GO): iron-sulfur cluster assembly; mitochondrial respiratory chain complex I assembly
Cellular component (GO): mitochondrion
Molecular function (GO): ATP binding; ATP-dependent FeS chaperone activity; 4 iron, 4 sulfur cluster binding
Source: RefSeq, a predicted model, not a curated record